GUCCCACAUUUUUAGUGUAGGAAGUUUACAAAAGUUUUGGUGAAAGUGUGAUUCAAAAACAGCUGAUCCAACACAAACAUGACAUGACCGCACAGAAAAACAGCUCAAAUAACAACUGCUAUUAUAGAAAAAGAGAAUGACAUUCCCCCAAAAGAUUAUAAGAACAAACUAGGGCUCAAUUCGGUACCUCCGGCGUGUUAACUUUUGCUUUAAAAUAUAAAUUAAAUAAAUAAGGGAGCGCGCACACAUCGGAUCUCGAUGAAUGAAAUAGUAAGGCUUAAACUUUAUCCUAUCAUACACUGUGUAAUUUGUUGAGAACAAAAUGAUGUAAUAAUGGUCAGUGGAAACCAAAAUUAUUAACCCCUUGAGCGCUGGAUUUUUUUUUACAGGACUCUGAAAAACUAAAUACAGCCUUAGUGCCUCCACAUGAAUUACAAGGAUAACUCGCAGCUAGGUGGUGCUAGUCAAAUGCAAAUGCACACUCACUGAUUAUCAGCAAGUGUGAGCAGUGUGAGCCCUAUAGGCUUCAGUUUACAUGUUAAAUGUUAAAGUUCAUGUCAGUAUAAUUAGAAAAAAAUAAGCAAAUAUGUCUUGUUUGGAAAGGGUCUCAGGAGCCUCUUCUCUCUCUCUAAAAAACAAACAAACAAACAAAAAAAAAAACAUGGCAUGUGGAACUAUGUCCUUCAUACAGAUCAGACCAACGUGGAGAUGUUUGGCAAAAAACAAACAGCAUAUCAUCACAAACGCCCCAUACCAGCUAUCAAGGCACAGGACUUGGGAACCUUGCAGGCACUGAUUCAGCCAUGAGCUCCUCUGUAUACCAAAGUCAAAUGAAUUGGUUAUGCUGAUUUGGAGAAUCGUGUCCCAUGCACGCCAGAAACAGUGAUGAGAAUCGCCAGCGUCAGUAAGCCCCUCACCUCUGCAGCUGCUGCACGACUGUGCGAGGAGGGGAAACUAGAUCUUGAUGCCCCAGUCCAGAAAUAUGUCCCAGAGUUUCCCCAAAAACAGUUUGAUGGGCAAGACGUCACAAUAACCUCACGUAUGCUUCUGUCCCACCUGAGUGGCAUUCGGCAUUACGAGAAAGAUGCAAAGAAAGUGAUGGAGGACAAGGAGAAAGCCAAGCGACUUUUAAAGCCCCCGGUUAAAGAAAAAGAGAAUGAAAAGAGCUCAUCUGAAAGUAAAAACAACAAAGCCGCAACAGAUCAGAACACCAAGAAGAAAAAAGAGUUUGAGCACGAGGAGUACUACUUAAAGGACAACUUUGAAAGUGUCAUUCAGUCUUUGGACCUUUUUAAGAAUGACCCCCUUAUUUUCAAACCUGGCACAACCUUUCUGUACUCCACUCAUGCCUUCACGCUGCUUAGUGCUGUUGUGGAGCGGGCUGCUGGUCGGCGAUUCCUGGACGUCAUGACGGAUAUGUUCCGCGAGCUGGGAAUGCUCAAUACAGUGCCUGAUGAGAAUGACCCUAUUAUUUACAACCGCUCUAGGUUUUAUCAUCACAACAAGCGCGGACGUGUUGUGAAUUGCCCGUACGUAGACAACUCCUACAAGUGGGCAGGAGGCGGUUUUCUUUCCACUGUGGGAAACCUGCUGCUCUUUGGAAAUGCUCUGCUUUACAGCUACCAGGUGGCUCACUUUCAGGAUACUAACGGCUUACUUCCUGGAUUUCUCAAACCCAAAACAGCGAUAGAGCUUUGGGCACCAGUUGAUGGGACUGAAGCCAGCUGGGAUAAGGAUGGACUGUAUGCUCAAGGCUGGUUGGUAGUGGAGAAGGUGCAAAAAUAUGGCCAGUGCAGGAAGCGCAGACACUAUGUAUCACACACAGGAGGUGCUGUGGGCGCUAGCAGUGUCCUCCUGGUGUUACCCAGCGAAGAGAUUGACCAGUGCCAAGGACAGACCCCGAUCCUCCCACAGGGGGUGGUGGUCACCAUCAUUGCUAACAUGCAGUCCGUGGGACUCAACAACACUGCACUGAAAAUUGCGAAGGAGUUUGACAAUGCCAGAAGGAAGUAAAACUGUUUACACAAGUGUGUGAGUUUACCUGCAAGCAAACUUUGUGAUCUUGUGUCAUUUUGAUAGAGCUUUUCAAUGUGUCUGAACUUUAAGGAAAUAAAAUUAGUCUUAAGUAUGCAUUUAUA
Molecule: messenger RNA, 2138 nt
Organism: Oreochromis niloticus (Nile tilapia)
Lineage: Eukaryota; Metazoa; Chordata; Actinopteri; Cichliformes; Cichlidae
Gene: lactb
Product: lactamase, beta
Exons: 5
Coding region: 886-2013 (375 amino acids)
Biological process (GO): regulation of lipid metabolic process; proteolysis
Cellular component (GO): mitochondrion
Molecular function (GO): peptidase activity
Source: RefSeq, a predicted model, not a curated record